Molecule: messenger RNA, 779 nt
Organism: Astrephomene gubernaculifera
Lineage: Eukaryota; Viridiplantae; Chlorophyta; Chlorophyceae; Chlamydomonadales; Astrephomenaceae
Source: the annotation of a GenBank genome assembly
CUUCAGCUGGCAAUAGGAAGCGCCUGCAAAAUGGCCGUGCAGAUCAGCAAGAAGCGGAAGUUUGUGCAAGACGGCGUCUUCUACGCCGAGCUCAAUGAGCUCCUUACCCGGGAGCUCGCUGAGGACGGUUACAGCGGCGUGGAGGUCCGUGUGACUCCCAUGCGCACGGAGAUUAUUAUCAGGGCCACUCGCACGCAGAACGUCCUGGGCGAGAAGGGCCGCCGCAUUCGCGAGCUGACCUCGGUUGUCCAGAAGCGCUUCAACUUCCCUGCUGACAGUGUGGAGCUGUAUGCUGAGAAGGUCAGCGACCGCGGCCUGUGCGCUAUUGCCCAGGCUGAGUCGCUGCGCUACAAGCUGCUGGGCGGCCUGGCGGUUCGCAGGGCCUGCUACGGUGUGCUGCGCUUCGUGAUGGAGAGCGGCGCCAAGGGCUGCGAGGUGAUUGUGUCGGGCAAGCUCCGCGCCGCCCGCGCCAAGAGCAUGAAGUUCAAGGACGGCUACAUGGUCAGCAGCGGCAACCCCGCCAAGGUCUACAUUGACGGCGCCGUGCGCCACGUGCUGCUGCGCCAGGGCGUGCUGGGCAUCAAGGUCAAGAUCAUGAAGGAGUGGGACCCGACGGGCAAGCGCGGCCCCCGCACCCCGCUGCCCGAUGUGGUCAAGGUGCUCGAGCCCAAGGAGGAGGAGAUCUUCCAGGAGAAGCCGCACGUCGGCAAGGAGGCGGAGCUGUGAGCAGCUGCAGCCGCUGGAGUCGUGAUGCUGAUGUAACCGUUGCCGUACCCUGC